Molecule: messenger RNA, 2165 nt
Organism: Mya arenaria
Lineage: Eukaryota; Metazoa; Mollusca; Bivalvia; Myida; Myidae
Product: leucine-rich repeat and immunoglobulin-like domain-containing nogo receptor-interacting protein 2
Exons: 2
Coding region: 309-1841 (510 amino acids)
Cellular component (GO): extracellular matrix
Molecular function (GO): protein binding
Source: RefSeq, a predicted model, not a curated record
CUGUCGUACCUGUAUUGACCGUGUUAAACAAAAUGGCUGCUUAAGUGACAUGCCUUAUCUAGCUUUAGCACUCCAAUCCUACAGAGGACCUCUAUUUUUAAACUACAGCUUUAUGCCUGCGUCUUAUUGACGAUAACACCGACUAAACUCAGCCAUCUACAAACGAAGAAUGUAGUGUUCCAUUCUGUUUAUUCUACAUCACGCUAACAACGUGUGCGGUACUAGCAAAGAAAUCCAUAGUAGCAGAACUCGUAGUGCAAGCGAAAAAGUUUCUGAGACUUAAAGAAAGGAAUCUUCAAUUCAAAGAUAUGGCGCAUACGUUUGUAGGUUUUGUAUUGGCAUUGUCCGUCCUGUUUUCGCCAGUAGUCGGCUACUGUCCGUCCACCUGUGAAUGUAACCGACCAGAAGAACUUCAUUGCUCACAUCUUGCAUCUUUGGGUGACAUCCAAGACCGCUCCUUGGUUAAAAAGUUGAAUAUAACGAACCAUACAAUUACGGCAUUAAAGAAAGGAGAUUUAGUCGGAUUCACACAGCUAGAAGUGUUGAAUUUCACUAAUGGAAUUCUUGAAAGGAUUGAAGUUGGUGCUUUUGGAGACGUAAAUGACACUAUAAGAGUCGUCAGUGUAUUUCUAAAUAAAUUGGAAGGAGUUGAAACUCAAGUCUUUCAUGAUUUAGCAAAGUUGGAAAAGGUUUACCUAAGAGAAAAUAAGAUUCGUUCUGUCAAGGCAGGCACGUUUGUUAACCUACCAAAUGUGAAAACUAUUGACUUAGCUGGAAAUAAUUUAACACAUAUUGAAAACCAGACGUUUGUUAACGUAUCAGUUUUGGAAGAAUUACGAUUUGAAUUUAAUAAAAUCAGAUCACUCCCUCUCAAAAACUUGAGUUCCAUAGACUCAUUGAAGCACCUAUUCUUGACACAAAAUCAAAUACCAGACACAUACGACGAUGGCUUUUUGAACUUCACCAGUCUAGAAACUCUAGAACUGGACGGUAAUCCACUUGAAGUUGUCGGAGCUUUCCCUAAAAUAGGAGAGAAGUUCUCCAAACUAAAUCUGGGUUUUACGAAUGUACGCACCACGGACCAUAACACUUGGGAAAACCUUGGGAACUUGAAAACCCUAGGUCUGGACCACACCCAUUUUUCUCACUUAUCAUUAGGAAUGUUCUAUGGUUUGGGAAACGUUAGCAAUCUGCUAAUGGCCUUCCAGCACGACCUCGUUCACAUAGGACCAGAUGCUUUUCAUGGGAUGGAUAACCUUACCAAUGUGGACUUUAGGCAUAGUCAUAAACUGAAUUUGAUUGACGAAACGGCCUUUAUGUCAAACAAAAAGCUGUCCGACCUCUUUCUUACAAACUGCUCGCUUCAGAACAUUCCUGAAUUUUUGGCUCCUUGGAAAGACAUGAACGAACUUGACGUUCAACAUAAUCCUAUUCACUGUGAUUGUAAAAUGCGUUGGGUAUUGGACAAUUCCAAAUUUGGUGACAAUUUAAACGUGAAAGAAGCAUUGCAGAAUCUCGAAUGUGCGACACCUGUGGUACUUUUAGGAAUGAAACUAGGACAGCUUUCACCAAAUCAGUUCCAAUGCUACAACCCUGACCAUAAGGCGCGUGUAAGUACUGGAAUCAUUGUGGCCAUCGUGGUUGUGGUCCUGGUGACGCUGUCAGCGGUGAUGUUCAAGUUUAGGAAACAGAUCAAUGCGCGGUGCCGACGGUACUACCAGUACAGUAGAUACAGGAACGAGCUUGUCUUUACAGUGGAUCACGACACGUCUAUCGCAGAGCUGGAGGACACCGUUGACACAAAACCGCUCACAAAUUUGAAACUUGAACAAGUUGCUUGAAGGAAGGAAAAAAUGCCACAGAGUGCAUUUAUUUAUUAUACAUAUCAAUUAAUUCGUUCCAAUUGGCAUACUAGUACGUGAGCAAUGCAGGUAAAUAAAUGUAUACAUUGUGGUUAUCUGCCUGGGUGCCAAGAAACUAGAGCGAAAAAGACAAGAUUAGUAGAGUGCAUCUUUUUAUUUAGUUUGGUUUAUAGUAAAUAGUGUUGUAUAUACUUAUUAUAUAGCGGCUGUAUUGGUAAAAUAUUCUUCCGCAUCUAAUAGUCCACAGGAUCAGAUAAUUUGGAGCGAAAGUGGUGCUGAAGUAAACGAUAUUACCAAAAUGAG